AGUAGCAGGGAUCUGUGAGCUGCCCACAUGGGUGAGCCCAUCGGCUGUCCUCUUAAAGCAGUGGCACGCCUGGGCCUAACGGCAACUCUGCAGAGAGAGGAGCAGCGACGAGACCUAAAAUAGAGUCUCUCUCUCUCUCUCUCUGUGGUUACUAUACAUACACAACAUCACAUGGUGGGUGUUGUCACUUUCCUGCGGGAAUUCCUUUCUUUUAAGGAAGAGGAGGAGGGAGGCUGCUUUGAACUGUAGAAAGAAGCAGAGGGAACAGAGACAAAAAUUAAAAGGAAAAGAAAGGCGAGUGGCAGUCGCAAGGAUUCUUCUCCUGCCUCUCAAUUGCCUCGUUUCUCCCGCUCACGACUCUUCCCUCGGGAUUCCUGCUGCCUUCCCCUUGCUUCUGCUACUUAUAUACUCCAUUCCUUCGGCGACCUUGUUCCCGCUGUAUGCCUAAUCCGAAUACUUGGAACUACUCUUUCUUGGCCGCUGCAACCACAGGAAGUCUGUGUUCAUCUCCUCUCGGGACCCAUCUCUCUCUUCUCUCUGCUUCUACCUUAAAAUUCUCUCUGGAUAUCAUUUGUAUCUGGAGUUGCAGUUGGUACGUGAGGAAGUAAGAAGAUGCACUUCGAUGGAGAGAAGUCGAGCAUCGACUCAGGCGAGGAAUGGCUACAGGUAGAUGAUGGGUGAAAGGCUUCGGAUCACUGCAAAGAAUAGCAGUAACACCACCAGCACCACCACCACCACCACCAACACCAACAACAGUAGCAGUACGAGUAGUAACACCAACAAGGCCAACAUGGUUCGUGCCGAUUCCAUUACUUCCAAUGCUGCGAGGGUUGCUGACAAGCCAUCAGCGCAAGAUCAUCCGCAGGCGCCCCUGAGAUGCCCUCGCUGCGACUCCUCCAACACCAAGUUCUGCUACUACAACAACUACAGCCUGUCUCAGCCACGGCACUUCUGCAAGGCGUGCAAGCGGUACUGGACGCGAGGCGGCACGCUCCGGAACGUCCCCGUGGGCGGCGGGUGCCGCAAGAACAAGCGCGCCAAGAAGCCCGGGGCCGCUCCCACGGUUUCGCCGAACAGUAAGCACCCCCGCCCUCUUCUGCCUCCGGAUCCGGUCCCUUCCCUUGCGGCGCAGAUCUCUACCUCUUCCCACCUCGACGCCACCGCGAUUUACGCCCUGCAAACCGCGGCUUCGCCCUCGGACAUGAGCCUCAAUUUGCCAAUUAUCUCGAACGGCUUCCAUAUCCCGUCUUCCACGUCUGCCUUCGAUCUGCAGCCUCAUCUCGGGGCACUUGGCCUCGGCCUCUCGUCCAACAUGCAUCGCGAUGACGAGUACCAGUUCGGCGAGCUUCGUCCGUUGCUGCCGGUGAACCCGGCCAUGAUCUCGCUCUUGAACGACUAUCCACUCUUCGGGUCGUCUCUGUCGUCCGCGUCACUGCUAGUAUCAGGCAUCAAACAGCCGAAACAAGUGGAGGACUACCAAACCUUGUUGCCCUUCGAUGAAUGGCAGGCCUCCGGGAUGGGCGAUAGCAUCAAUGGGAUGAUGAAGGAAGUGAAAUUAGAAGGGCAGACCAACACCAUGACCAACAACAACAUGAGCAGCUGCAUAGACUGGCAGAUUCCACCGGAGAAUUCUUUGGAUAAUUUGGGUCCAGCUGCAGCAAUGUACUGGAAUGCUGCCAUCGGCGGCGGCGGCGGCGGCGGCGCUGGUUGGCCAGACGGCACGAACUAUGGAUCGUCAGUGGCGCCGCUGAUCUAGUAUUGUCUCUUUACCUUUCCUCAUCCUUCAUGGCUGCUGCUGCUGCUUCUUAAUUACUAGGUUUCCUAAUUGUUCAUUGGUAGUAAGAGUAGUGGGCUACAAACUACAUUACAUGUUCAUCGUGAUGGGGCUACGCGGGCGGAUUACCGGAGGGAGUGUGGAUCGGAGAGAUCCUGUCGGUUGCAAACGUCUCAAGCCCCUUGUGUUUUUUCAGUCAUUGCGGCAUCAAGAAGACCGUUUGCUCCGAGAGGAACCUCGGAUCCAUUCGGCUAAGAAUUAGACAUGUACUGUCCAUCUCCAAUUCGCACUUGGAUCACAUCAACCCUUGUGAAUCGCAGCCGAAGAGGAAGAAGAACGCAGCGGAGAUGGAGGAGUGAGUAGAUGGUUUCGCAUGUAUUCAUUUAUAAACUAGGCAUGUCACACCAUCAUCAUCAUCUUCUUCUUCUAAUGUACUGGUCAUCGAGUCUUCACCUUCUUCUUUCUUCAUCAUCAUCAGUUGGAUUGAUCUAAGCUGGUGCAGAGGCCGAUUAACAAAUAAGUUUUUUCUUUCUUUCUUUCUUCUUCUUCUUCUUCUUCUUCUUCUUCUGCUUUCUUUUUGAUGUGUUUUGAAGAAAGGAUUUGGUGCAAUAAUCUUCAGGAGUGGGGUUUUGUUUCACUUUGCGAUGAGUGAUGCCUAGUGUUUGCAUUUUGGUCUUCCCUCCAUUGUAACAGGUUCAACCAUGGAUCAUGUUUCUCUCUCUAA
Messenger RNA from Musa acuminata AAA Group (dessert banana), 2498 nucleotides. RefSeq names its product dof zinc finger protein DOF1.4-like. Gene Ontology annotation, molecular function: DNA binding; DNA-binding transcription factor activity. NCBI's taxonomy places the organism in Eukaryota, Viridiplantae, Streptophyta, Magnoliopsida, Zingiberales, Musaceae. The transcript has 2 exons. Bases 671 to 1756 code for a protein of 361 amino acids. The record is from RefSeq and is a predicted model, not a curated record. Gene Ontology annotation, biological process: regulation of DNA-templated transcription.